Messenger RNA from Hyaena hyaena (striped hyena), 1783 nucleotides. RefSeq names its product translocase of outer mitochondrial membrane 34 (gene TOMM34). The transcript is spliced from 7 exons. NCBI's taxonomy places the organism in Eukaryota, Metazoa, Chordata, Mammalia, Carnivora, Hyaenidae. The coding region runs from base 73 to 1002 and encodes 309 amino acids. The record is from RefSeq and is a predicted model, not a curated record. Gene Ontology annotation, molecular function: heat shock protein binding. Gene Ontology annotation, cellular component: cytosol; mitochondrion.
GCCUCGCUCGCAGUCGCGCACGCCUCAGCGCGGUAACGGACGCGCCCCCCAGCUCGCCGGCCCGGCCCCGGGAUGGUCCCCAAGCCCUCAGACUCCGCGGAGGGGCUCCGCGCCGCCGGCAACCAGAGCUUCCGCAACGGCCAGUUCGCCGAGGCCGCGGCGCUCUACAGCCGCGCGCUGCGGAUGCUGGAGGCGCAAGGUUCUUCGAACCCCAAAGAAGAAAGUAUUCUCUACUCUAACCGGGCAGCAUGCCACUUAAAGGAUGGCAACUGCAGGGACUGCAUCAAGGAUUGCACUUCAGCCCUGGCCCUGGUUCCCUUCAGCAUGAAGCCCCUGCUGCGGCGAGCGUCGGCCUAUGAGGCUCUGGAGAAAUACCCCCUGGCUUAUGUCGACUACAAGACUGUUCUGCAAAUCGAUGACAGCGUGACGCCAGCCUUGGAAGGCAUCAACAGGAUGAGCAGAGCUCUUGUGGACUCCCUUGGGCCCGAGUGGCGCCUGAAGCUGCCCUCCACCCCCUUGGUGCCUAUUUCAGCUCAGAAGAGGUGGGAGUCCUUGCCCGCAGAAUGCCGCAGAGAGACAGCUAAAAGCAAAGUCAAAGAAACCACAACUGCAAAGAGCAGAGUGCCUUCUGCUGGGGAUGUGGAGAGAGCCAGAGCUCUGAAGGAAGAAGGCAAUGAGCUUGUAAAGAAGGGAAACCAUAAGAAAGCUAUUGAGAAGUACAGUGAAAGCCUCUCAUUUAGUGACAUGGAGUCCGCCACAUACAGCAACAGAGCGCUCUGCCAUUUGGUCCUGAAGCAGUACAAGGAGGCAGUGAAGGACUGCACAGAGGCCCUGAGACUGGAUGGAAAGAAUGUGAAGGCCUUCUACAGGCGAGCUCAAGCCUACAAGGCACUCAAGGACUAUAAAUCCAGCUGUGAAGACCUCACCCGUCUCCUGCAACUUGAGCCCAGGAACGGCCCUGCCCAGAAGUUGCAGCAGGAAGUUAACCAGAGCUUAAACUAAAAACCCCAAAGGGCAGUGGGAAACCUCUGCCUGAGCUCCCUCCUCCGUGCCUGCUCCUGGGACCCCGCCUGCCCCAGAGUGAGCUCUGAAGCAACUCGGAGGUGAUGGCUUCCUACCCCUUAAGAGGCUUGACUUGUUCAAAUUAAGCCCCAUGUAGUAAAAAAAAAAAAAAAUUGUUUUGCUGGGACGGUCCCCACUCCUCCUGCCCCAGGUCCACAGAAACAGGCCCUCCUCGGCAGAGCACUUGGCUCUGUCCCCGCCCCAAGCAUGCCGCCACCCGCUGCCCCUGUAGCUUCUCCAGACCCGUCUCACUGUGAUUCAUCUGCACAAACCGAGCUCCGGGGUGGGGGCGGGUGAGGGAUAAACCAGAAGACCCUGGCCCACCGGCACCCAAAGCAGCCUGUUGAGCUGGUUCUCCAGGGCUGCCCUCCCCACCUGUCCUUGGCAGAGGCCCGUCUUCUGAGCCCCAGUGCCUUUUGGCUGGGCCCCCCUCCAGCAGGGAUGCAGGAUUGGGACUCUGGCUGGCUCUGCGCUGCCGAACCCGCGUGGAGGUGCCUGACGUAUUUGGAGGGUCCAGAGGUGUGGUCACUUCCAAAGGUGGGACAGAGAGAAAGGCCUUCUCGAAGUUUGUGUCCUGCUCGGGGCAGGGACUUCCUGUUGACCUCAACAGUGGCCACCUCCAAGCUUCUUGGUUCUUUGUAAUAUGAGGUUAAUUUGAACUAAACACACUGAUGUUGAACUGUCUGUCUAAGCUUUUGCAUUAAACAUCUUAUACAUAAAA